AAAAGCCGCUGCCAUCGCUUCCUCCUAGAAAUUUCCGUGAGCACUCGGCUUUCCUCUCCUGGUCGCCCCGAUGCUGUGCCCCAACCGGCGCCGGCGCGCACGGGCUUCCCGAGCCCGCCGACGACACCAGGCGAGGAGCAGCGCCCUCCUCCCACCCAACACCGCGCCCUCCUCCCACCCAACGCCCCGCCGCUUCCGCCGGUCGCCGCCGCCUGCGAUCCUGGCCCUACGCACCUUGCCGCAACCAACCCCUCCACGAGCUAGCCUCACCAGCCGUACCACCCCCGGCCAGCCCUCCAUCUGAGGCGCCAUGGGCUCGUCCCACCACCCCCGCCACCAUCCAAGCGCAAGGCGCGGGGAACUACCCCCGCCAGGACGCGGCUCUUGGUGCGGGGCGGGGCAAUGGGUCGCGGCACGGCGCGAGCGGCGCCUGGAGAUGCGUUGCACGACGGCCGUGGCGAGAACGGCGCACAGGCAGCCCGCUACCGCCCACGAGUUGCAGCCGUCCACGGCGGUGCGGCGCUCAGGGGCGCGCGCGGCACAGGUGGCAGAUGAGGCGUCGGCUACCGAGGAGCCGCGUGGGGUGAGACGGCGCGCCGCAUCGCCGGGCGGACCGGCCGAGGCCCUCGCACGAGGCGGCGGCGAUGUGUGCGGGACCCUCGCACGGCGGCGAUGGUGGAGCGGCGAUCAUCGCGACCAGCGGCGCCGACGGAGCGCCGGCCCUCGGCCACAAGCAAUGAUGACGGUGGCACCACGCAGUGCCAGUGUUCCGUAGGCGGCGGCAACUCCUCUCCGACCACGCGCGGUCAUGCAAAAGCACCUUUAGAAGUAAUUGUGUGUCCUUCCAUGCUGCUCAAGACAUUGGCAGAAAUUGAUUUGAUUCAACUCAAUUUACUGUUCCGCAAGGUGCGAGCCCAAAAUUCAUGGACCUUUUUCUUUUUCUUUUCGUACAUAGUUGAAAAAAAAGGGAUUCUACUGCUACUUUACGGCUUUCAGGUGGGAACAGCAUGCUGCGUGGUCAUUUACCCCCCCCCCCCCCCACCCCCGAACCUGAAGAAAAGCAAAGGUAAAAAAACUGCCAUUCUACUGUAUUUGGGGGGACUUCACGGUGACCUGCGCAUCCUGCACCUACAACUCUGAAACUGUACCUGGCAGCCUCCGAUUUUGACUGCCUUGCCUUCUUUUCCCAUCAAGGCUGGUAUGAACACAAGAAACUCGAUCAGGAAGCUAUCAACCUUAACGGACAGGGCUAUAUCCUACAUCCUCCAGAUUCCUACACCCACCGGCAUUUUUCCUUCCAUUGACAAUGUUUUGAGCAUCAUGCACACAGAAAUCUGCCAUUGAAUACAAGUCUCCAUAUUUUCCUCCUCCCAUCUCCGUACCAGAACAGGAUAGCCAACAUUGGUUAAGGUAUUUUAGAGUGUGAGGCCAAAAAUAUUGAUUUAUUGUUUAAAUCCUUUUUUGGAAUAAAAUAGGGGAAUUUAUUGAUCGCUGUA
This is a messenger RNA of Panicum virgatum (switchgrass), 1496 nucleotides long. RefSeq lists its product as uncharacterized. The coding region runs from base 673 to 1140 and encodes 155 amino acids. Lineage: Eukaryota; Viridiplantae; Streptophyta; Magnoliopsida; Poales; Poaceae. The record is from RefSeq and is a predicted model, not a curated record. The transcript is spliced from 5 exons.